ACUUGUUACCGAGGGAUGGCUGACUGUUUUUGCGAUUAAAAUAAUGGUUUCUGACUGUUAUUGACAUGUUUUUUUUCCCGUGGGACUUUGAAGUUCAAUUUAUGUAAACAUAUAAUGUUAACAGUAUGUUGGUGCGAUGUUAUCUGCGUUAAAACGGAUCACAGAGGUUUCAAAGCGGGUUUAAUUGGCGCUAGUAGUGCGCGCGACUUUUCAAAAGACGGCGAUCUUAUGUUUCUUUUCUAAGCGGACGACCAACGAGAGCCACCUAAUAGAUCUUCCGACGCGAAGUGCUCAACGGUCCAUCGACACGACCAAUUUUUGACUUCGGCCGAGUUGUGUCAUGGCAAAGGACGCUAAACUGGCUACUUUGGGGCUAGUUAGCUAGCUACGCUCCCCUGUAAACAAUGUGGUCUGCAUUUAACGGAAGUCAUUUUUAAGGUAGAAUACUUGGGUCAAAUCUAUUCGAGGGGGUGCCAAAAGUUUUCACAGUCAUGUCUAUCGAGUUUACCAGAGAUGAUUUCCGAAUUCAGCACGACGAGGAAGAAUGCGACGAGGAUGACCAUGAAAGAGAGCAAGAGCUCAAAAGGCGCAUGGAUGAAAUGUCAGAUGACUUGCUUGAGGAUGACGAAUACAUUUCCUCCGCAGAAGAGGAAUCCUCCAUCUGCAGCAAUAAAAGUACCGGAACCAGCCCACAGUCCAAAUGGACUCGUCAGCAGUCGAAAGACCCCAGGCCACCUUCCAAUGAGCAGAGCUAUGAAGCAGACUACAAUCAACAAUCUCGUGGUUUUGCUUCUGAGGAUGGAGGAGUUCAGAUCAAUGGUCACCAGCGUCCUGCUCAGCCUCCCCCUCCGGAUCGUAUUUGGAACCAGCAGUCACAAGAUUGGCAGUUCACCCAGUCUGGAGCAGUGGAGCGACAUGUGGAAGACUACACAGCCCGCUACAAUCCUCAUGUUCCUCCGCGUCAGAUGUUGAACUCGCAGACCACAGACCAAGAUGGUCCAUUUGAUCAACUACAGAGAGUAUUUCUCGACUCAACACAACAAACCGCUGAGAAGGAGCAGCUUGCCCAGCUGCAGAUCUUAAACAAGGCUCACCAAAGGCAAAUUGAGGACUUGGAGAAAAAGCUUGAGGAUUCAAAGCGUAAAAGCAGAUACCUUGAGCACCAGCUUGCAGUUCUCAAAGAUGAGAAAAAUGGCUAUGCUGCGAGUCUUAAAGAGUCAAGUCGCCACCACGAAGAAGCCAAAGAGCGUGCAGUUAAAUUGCAAAGCAAAGUGAAGGCGCUGGAGGAGCAAAUCCAGACCUUAAUUGCGAGAGACCAGGAGAACACAAAGAAGCAGAGGGUGGCCGAGGCCGCUGUUGACAGUAUGAAGCAGCAGAUGUUGGAGCUGUGUCAUUCAGACACUCUGACCAAAGCACGAGAGCAGCACGACAGAGAUGUCACUGUCAUUAAGGAGCAGCACGAGGCCGCACUGUUAGUCUUACAGGAGCAGCUUGACGCGCGAUCUCAAGCUCUGGAUGAACAGAUGGAUACUAGUCGUAGGUUCCGUGAGCAGGUAAAACAGUUGGAGCGGCAAAGAGAAGAAGAGCAACUAGACCGAGGCAGAGUGGUAAAUGCACUCACUCAGCGUCUUGAGGAAAGUCAGCAACAAUGUGCCAAGCUGCUGGAAACGAGUUCUGUGCAGGAAAUGAGCAAAAUCCAGAUCCAACUACAACAGGCUCAAGCAGCCAAGGUUCUAAAUGAAGAUAUGAACAGAGUCUUACAGGAGGAUCUUGCCGACUUGAAGGAGCAGAUUAUGCUAUAUGAAUCUGCUUUAAAGCACGGCGUUAUUGCACUGGACAUGAAUGGUGACUGUGAGAACCAACUGUCUGAAUCCUAUUUGUCAUUAGGCUUGAAGAAAACCACCUUUAAAAAUGGUUCUCUCCACAGCAUGGCCUUGGCCAACCUGUCUGACUCAAAGCUGCCAGAGGAUGAAACUUUGCGACAGCUAAAAGUGGAGCUGCAGCGUUGCUUGGGGUGUUUAAAGGCAAAGCGGCAGAAGUUCAGUCGUUUGCAGGAGGAACUGCAACUGAGUCGGGCCCAAGUGACCGAGCUGCAUACCCAACUAGAUGAAGCAAAGCUCAGCUUAUCGGUAAGAAAGUCCAGCCAGCUAAAACAUCCGAACUGUCCUGCAGAGGACCAGAAUGAGUUAGUGAAACUAAAGGAAGACAAAAAAUGCUUGCAAGCUCAAGUGGAGGCGCAAGAAAAUAAAAUAAUAGCGCUGCAGCAAAGUGAGGAGAAAGUCCGAUCUGCUAACUUGGAGGUCCGCGUCCAAAUGGAAGCCAUGAUCAAGGAGUUUGACCAAGAGAGGAAGGAGGCUGUGGAGCGAUCUGAGCGGAUUCAUCAGCAGCAUUGGGAUGAUGUGGUGAACAGAGUCAGGACAGAGCUGACCUUGGAACACAAAGCUCAGGUUGAAUAUUUGACUGCACAACACGAGCAACACACCCGGCAACUAAACACUCAGCUGUCUGAAGCAAAUGACAAGCUGUUGGAUGUGCAAGAUUGUUACAUCGCUCUCUGCAAGGAAAAGGACCUGCUGGAGGAAAAAGUCCAAAAUAGAGAGAGGGAAGAUGCACUGAGGAGAGGAAAUGAGAAAAGAGAGGAAAGUAGCACCAAUAUAGAGAAAUUAAAGGCUGAAAUGGAGGCACAACAUCAGGCCUCUAUAACCCAACUGAAGGUUUUCUGGUCCAAGGAGAAGGAGGCUGAGAUCCAGCAGCAGGUGAACUCUCAAGUAGCUUUGGCCAAGGCUGCUUGGGAUGAAGAGCACCAUCGGAAGGAGAUGAUCUGGACACGGAGGUUGGAGGAAGCCAGGCGAGAAAAACAAUCAGAGACCACUGACAGAAUGUGCCAGACAGAGGAGGUGGGGGUUAGCGGCUUGACGAUUACUGUUGAGGAUUUGAACUCCAGGCUCUGUGCCCAGAGACAGCAGCUCCAAGUGGAAGCUGAAAAAGUCAAACAUCAAGCAGUAGAAGAAGCCAAGAAACAAGUCCAGAAAGAGACUCACGACAAACAUCUAGAGGACUUGGCAAGUCAGGUUGAAGGGGCAGUGACCAGGGCCUAUAACCGCUGGAUUGAGGAUUUGACUUCAUUACCGGAAUACCAGGCCUCUCUGCAAACAGAGAAGGAGAACUGGGAAGAGCUACAGAAAGAACACAUGGAACAAAAGGUAACCCAGGCUCUGAGGGCAGCAGAGGAGCAGUGGCAAAAGCAGCAAAAAGAACAGAAACAUGGUCAAAUCUCUGGGACGGCUGAGGAGCUCCAAGAGAAGUUGGUGACGCUUCAGUGUCAAUUGGAGCAGUUAAGGAGGGAGCAAGCUGCUCUACUGAAAGCUGAACUAGGUGGAGCGAGAGCAGCCUGGAAAAGAGAGAAGCAGCAAGAGAUCUCUGUUGUUCAAAGUCGCAGUGACCAAAUGUACCAAAGCAAACUCCAGGAGCAGCAUAAGAAGCUGGAGUUGGCUUUGCUGCAGGCCAGAGAGGAGACUGAUCUCCAAAAAAAGGAGGUGCUCCUGCAAAUGGAGGCCAAGCUCAAGAAGACCAUCCGGGCUAAAGAGGACGAGUGGAGAUUUCAGCAAGCUGAGAAGGAACACGCCCUCAGACGACAGCUGCGAGAGGAUUUCCUUGCGGAACUUCAAACUGGCCUGGCGGAGGUCCAGACGCAUCUACUCGGGAGUUCCUGGACUGUUCAGCAGAGUGUUGAAGAGAGUGAGAGAAGCCAAAUGUCAGAAGGCGACAUAACGCACAUGAUUCAAAGUUGCUGCAUAGAAAUCGUUGAGAAAGCCGUGUCCCAGGCCAAGAAGGAUUGGAAGAAGAUAAGUGAGGCUCAGCUGAGCUGUGUGUUACGAGAAACACAAGAGCAACAUGAAAGAGAAAUUGACAAGAUGCAAAACUCUUUGGCACAAAUGGCAGGGCAGGCCUGCAGCAGGAAGGAGUGCGCAGACACUACCAGUAAGAUGCAGAAGAAAAACCAGGAGCUGCAGAAGCACUUGGAGAAGGCUUGCCGUCAGUUCCAGCACAGUGUCCGGGAACACAAGACGACCAUGCAAAAACUCAAAGAUGAACAUGAGAGCAGAUUACAAAAGGCAAAGGAGGAACAUCUGCUACAACUGGAGGAAGUGAAGCUACGCAAUGAAGCUGCUGGGACUUUAAACCAUCAACAAAAUCUCAAAGAAGGCUUGGAAGAGAUGAAGCAGCAAUACUUAAUGACUGUUGAAGAAAUCAAAGGAAACAUUUUGCGCUACGUCCGGGAAAGCCACGAGCGAGCAGCUGAGAUGAUCCGCACCGAGGUACGACGGGAGAGGCAGGACACUGCCCGUAAAAUGCGACACUAUUACCUGACCUGCCUGCAGGAAUUGCUGGAGGACAGCGGGAAGACGACGGGUGCCGAAAAGAAAAUAAUGAAUGCCGCCAGCAAGUUAGCAGCCAUGGCGAAAGUACUGGAGACCCCCGUGAAAAAUAAAUCUGGAACGAAUCGCAGCUUACCAACUUGCAUGACAGUUGUGUCCACCACUGGCCACAAUUUAGCGAGUGUAACAGAUUUUUCGAACCCAUCGAUUCUUGACAGAAUGGGGGAUAGAACCCAGAGGGAGAAGAUGUUGGAUAUGGAGCGCAAAACGACUCUUGUGCAGACUAAACAUGCGAACAAUCAGGACGUAGAGACCUGUGAGUCCUCAGCAGAUGCACAAGUCUGCCCUCAUAAAGUGGCUCCUUUGAGGAACAAGACCAGGGAAGUGUACCUGCAGGGAGGACAACCAGACAACCACUUCCAUGGCGACCCGCCAAACAAACCCUCUCUCACGCAGGAGGUUCCGGUCAGGGAUGCUAAACUUACUCGCUGGUACCUGUCCAGCAGCGAAUCAGAUGACGUCCAGAUCCCUCGACUGCCCUAUUCAGAAAGGAAAGCAGAGUUGGCAAAGGCGUUUUGUGACUUGACUGAGUUUGCUUGUCUCACCCCGGAUGCGUCUGACUUGACCGUUUAUAAUGAUAUCGCCCAGGAGACUAAGACCCAGAUGCAAACUUUGGCCACCAAAGCGAAGGUGAGCACGCACAGAGAACCCACACCGGGUUCAGAGGGGGAAAAACAGCGUGGCGUGUGUACUGGGCUUCUGUUCUCCGAGUUGAGACAACAGCAGGACAGCGGCUUUGACAGCCCGUUUAACAACCAAAAUGAGGGAUAAACAAUUUGACCGACUUGGGCUUGGUUUCAUGGUGUACAAAAGAGUUCAGGUUCAACAUUUCACUCAAAUUCAAAUCCAUUAUUUUUAGAAAGAUGGUUUUCAUCCUCAGGUGUCUCCAUGCUUGUGUGUAAAUGUUUCUAUAUUUCAAAAUUUGCAGGUCAACAUUCAGUCAUUAUGUAUUUAAUAUCUUAUUCAGUAGAAGAAAAGCAAUGCUUUCUGUUCGACUAUUUUUCUAAUUACCAUGUUGUGCCUUUUCUAGAAGAUAUCGAUUUGUGUUCUAUUUUAGUCUUGUCUAUUUUAUUUUAAUAAAUGAUUUUAUGCCAA
Molecule: messenger RNA, 5534 nt
Organism: Syngnathoides biaculeatus (alligator pipefish)
Lineage: Eukaryota; Metazoa; Chordata; Actinopteri; Syngnathiformes; Syngnathidae
Gene: cep152
Product: centrosomal protein 152
Exons: 28
Coding region: 492-5210 (1572 amino acids)
Biological process (GO): centriole replication
Cellular component (GO): centrosome
Source: RefSeq, a predicted model, not a curated record